AUGAAGGCUGGAAUGAAACUGGAGGAUGUAUUCACCAAUUACAGCAACAAUAUAAACAUGGAAAUGUUCUUUUAUUCAUUUUUUUGUGGUUUUUUUUUCCUUUUAACUUUCCAGGCUGUGAAUGAGACCAGUGACUGCUUGCUGACAAACAGAGUCCUAGAAAAGUAUUAUCUCUCCACCAUGUAUACCCUUGAGUUCAUUUUAGGCUUCAUUGGAAACACCAUUGUGGUGUUUGGCUAUAUCUUCUGCCUGAAAAAAUGGAAAAGUGGCAACAUCUACCUGUUCAAUUUAUCCCUAUCAGAUUUGUUAUUUCUCUGUACUCUGCCAGUAUUGGUGAACAGCUACUCCCACGAUCAGUGGGCAAAGCAGGACAUCCUGUGCCACAGCAACAGAUUCCUGCUGCAUGCCAACCUGUACAGCAGCAUCCUCUUCCUCACUGCUGUCAGCGUUGACCGGUACAUGCUCAUAAAACACCCCUUCAGGGACCACGUCCUUCAGCAGAGGAGAACGGCUGUCCUGGUGUCCAUUGCCAUCUGGGUUGGGGUGAUCCUGGAGCUGCUGCCACUGGUGCAUUUCCUGGAGCCUCUGACACCUGCCAAUAAUUACAAGUGUCUUGAUUAUGCGAGCUCUGGAGACCCCGCAGAAAACCUCAUCUAUAGCAUGUUCCUGACUGUCUUCGGGUUCCUCAUCCCUCUCUUGAUCAUGUGCUGCUUCUACGUGAAGAUGGUUCGGUUUCUUAAAAACAGGAGUGAGCAACUCAGCUCUCCCCUGACCCUCGAGAAGCCUCUCACCCUCGUGGUCCUCACCGUGGUGAUCUUCUCCCUGCUCUUCACUCCCUACCACGUCAUGCGCAACGUCCGCCUCGCUUCCCGAAUCCCGGCCCUGAACGUCCCCGAGUGCACGCAGGGCAUCAUCAGCACCAUUUACGUCAUCACGAGACCCCUUGCCUUUCUGAAUAGUGCCAUUAAUCCUGUUUUCUAUUUCCUCAUGGGUGACCACUUCAGAGAGAUGCUGAUGGCCAAAACAAGGCAGCUCUUGCACAGGCUGACGGUCACCAGGUGGUGA
Messenger RNA from Pipra filicauda (Wire-tailed manakin), 1065 nucleotides. RefSeq names its product succinate receptor 1 (gene SUCNR1). The transcript has a single exon. Gene Ontology annotation, biological process: G protein-coupled receptor signaling pathway. NCBI's taxonomy places the organism in Eukaryota, Metazoa, Chordata, Aves, Passeriformes, Pipridae. Gene Ontology annotation, molecular function: G protein-coupled receptor activity. Gene Ontology annotation, cellular component: plasma membrane. The record is from RefSeq and is a predicted model, not a curated record. Bases 1 to 1065 code for a protein of 354 amino acids.